Molecule: messenger RNA, 1613 nt
Organism: Dama dama (fallow deer)
Lineage: Eukaryota; Metazoa; Chordata; Mammalia; Artiodactyla; Cervidae
Gene: LIPM
Product: lipase family member M
Exons: 9
Coding region: 1-1272 (423 amino acids)
Molecular function (GO): hydrolase activity, acting on ester bonds
Source: RefSeq, a predicted model, not a curated record
AUGCCAAAAAUCUUGUCAAAAAAAUGGAUUGUUUCAUACAGAAACGAGAUGUGGCUUCUGAUCCUGGUGGCGCAUUUGUUCCAGAGGAAUGUGAAUUCAGGACAUAUGCCAACUAUCACUGUGGACCCAGAAGCAUUCAUGAAUAUUAGUGAAAUCAUCCAACAUAAAGGUUAUCCUUGUGAGGAGUAUGAAGUCUUAACAGAAGAUGGAUAUAUCCUUUCUGUUAACAGGAUUCCUCAAGGCCUCGUGCAACUUAAGAAGACAAGUCCCAGACCUGUGGUGUUACUGCAGCAUGGCCUGCUGGGAGAUGCCAGCAACUGGAUUUCCAACCUGCCCAACAACAGCCUGGGCUUCAUUCUGGCAGAUGCUGGUUUUGACGUGUGGCUGGGGAACAGCAGAGGAAACACUUGGUCUCGGAAGCACAAGACCCUCUCCAUAGACCAAGAUGAGUUCUGGGCUUUCAGCUAUGAUGAGAUGGCUAGGUUUGACCUUCCUGCAGUCAUAAACUUUAUUUUGCAGAAAACAGGCCAAAAAAAGAUUUAUUAUGUUGGCUAUUCACAGGGCACCACCAUGGGCUUUAUUGCAUUUUCCACCAUGCCAGAGCUGGCUCAGAAAAUAAAAAUGUAUUUUGCUUUAGCACCCAUAGCUACUAUUAAAUAUGCAAAAAGCCCUGGGACCAAAUUUUUGCUGCUGCCAGAUAUGAUGAUCAAGGGAUUGUUUGGCAAAAGAGAAUUUCUCUACCAGACCCGAUUUCUCAGACAGUUUGUUAUUUACCUUUGUGGCCAGGUGAUUAUGGAUCAGAUUUGUAGCAACUUCAUGUUACUCCUGGGAGGAUUUAAUGCAAACAAUAUGAACAUGAGCCGAGCAAAUGUCUACGUCGCUCAUACUCCUUCAGGAACAUCUGUGCAAAAUAUCCUGCACUGGAGUCAGGCUAUGAAUUCUGGGGAACUCCGGGCAUUUGACUGGGGCAGUGAGACCAAAAAUCUGGAGAAAGGCAAUCAGCCAACUCCUAUAAGGUACAGAGUUAGAGAUAUGACAGUCCCUACAGCGAUGUGGACUGGGGGUCAGGACUGGCUUUCAAAUCCGGAUGAUGUGAGAACACUGCUCUCUGAGGUGACCACCCUCAUCUACCAUAAGAACAUUCCUGAAUGGGCCCACGUGGAUUUCAUCUGGGGUCUGGAUGCGCCUCACCGUAUGUACAAUGAAAUCAUACAUCUGAUGAAACAGGAAGAUACCAGCCUUUCCCGGGGAACUAUCAAUGUAAGCUUGUGAAGCAUCUGAUACUGACUAGUCUUAGGAAAAAAACCUCAUGAAUGAUGGGGCCAUGAGUGAAAGAUAUCAAAGAUUUUCAGCACUGGAAACCCACCAUAUUAGGAAAAGGGAGGGCCGAGAUUAGGGUUAAGAUUGUAUUCAUUCCUUUAGACUUUUUGCAUUUGAGGCUAAAACUGACAUUUAAUUUUUUCAAUUAAUUGAACUACUCAUUGGGUGAAUACAGUUUUCAUGUACUAUUGUGUAUUCUUCCAUCUUAAAAGGUAGGUUUUAGCUGACAGCCAAAAAUUAUCUAGUCAUUCUUUACGUCAUUCAAAUAAACUUCCUUAAAACAUUUAUUGUUG